Molecule: messenger RNA, 2779 nt
Organism: Fomitiporia mediterranea MF3/22
Lineage: Eukaryota; Fungi; Basidiomycota; Agaricomycetes; Hymenochaetales; Hymenochaetaceae
Exons: 5
Coding region: 594-2483 (629 amino acids)
Source: RefSeq, a predicted model, not a curated record
AGACUACAGAUUCCGCUGAACCGGGUGUCCGCAAACGGUCGACUGCUGCAGAACGUCUCGCGCGAAUGCAGGCGGAUCCGAGGAUAAAGACGAUUGAAAAACACCGUGCUCGAUGCGGCCUAUGCGAUAGAUGGGUAAAGCUUCAAAACAAAACUGAGUACGAUCCCCAUAAUUGGUUUGCGCACGUCAAGAAAUGUGCAUUAAGAUCUGGUGCACCGGAGCUAACGGCACCUAUUGUUGCUGACACUCCAGGAAUGUAUGAAACAUCGCCUACUGUCAAUGGCGACUCAGACACUCCAUCCUUUGUCGUCGAGAGGUCUGGGAUUGUCGAUAGGCGCAGUCUUCUGCUUAACGAUAGCCGCUCCGCAGCUGUAGAACCACACCGAGUCUUGUGCGGAAUUUGCCAACAGUGGAUCAAGCUUCGCGACGGAAAAGAGUACGUUCCGUAUAACUGGUUCAAGCAUAAGCGAAAGUGCGAAAGAAGGAACGGACUGCCCCAGACUCCGACGUUGUCGAUUACAGGAAACGAGGACAAAGCACCCGUAACCACUCCGAUUAAAGAUGUUGUAAAAAAGGAACCCAGUUCUAUCGACAUGUCGCUCUAUAGUAAUGAUAUACGCAAAAUGACAGACGAAGAACGGGAAGCUCAGCUACGCGCUGACCCGAGACUCGGGGACGUCGAGCCCGGACGCGUCUUCUGCAAGAUGUGCAACAGUUGGAUUAGGCUAAACAUGGCUACCGGAUUUCUUCGUGGUAACUGGCUGCGACACGCGGAGAGAUGCAAAGGAAAGUCGCACUGGGAAGGGAAAGCACCUGAAGCUCAGGAAGGGCCACCUGAACUCAGACCUGUCGAGAUCAUUGACCUUGACGAUUCUGAAACAUUAGGACAUGGCCAUUUCGGAUACAUCGAAUUAGGCCGUCUCAUUGGCAAGUUUGAACCGACAAUCUCAUCAAUAGACUACGGAAAGCCUCCAGAGACGAAAGCCGUACCAGUACUAAAGCAGCAACCCACAUGGAGCAUGCCAAAUCUCCGUGCCAGGACGAACACCCCGACCCGAAAUGGGUCUGUGCCGCUUCCUCAAAGUACCAGUGAGCCAAAGGUGUCCGACACUGGCAAGCGCAUGCAUCGUUCGGAAGAGUCGCGAAAACUGGAACUCGAGAACGAUGAUCGUACGAAGAUAGUUCAACCGGAUAAGAUUCUUUGUGCAAUGUGUGACCGCUGGAUUCAAAUGCGCCGGGAUGUUUCUUAUAGCCCGCAGAACUGGUUAAAGCACGCAGGAAUCUGCGAGCAAAGAACAGGAUGGCUGAAAAGAAACAAAGCUGGGAAACCAGAAAAUAAUGAGAGUCCUUCCAUGCCGGUCACUAGGGAGCCUUCAGAGGACCCCGUUCCGUACAACGCUCGAGUACGAGCUAAGGAGCGCUCGGCAUUGGAUGCACCACCGGCCCUAAAACCAGUUGACUGGGAUCAGAUCGUCGGUUCUGAUGACGAUGACGAUGACGAAAGUACAAUGGCGGAUGUUGGUCUCUCUGCAGACACUCUUCCUUCAUCUAAACAUAACAUUUUAUCCGUCAAGACCCCAGCGAGUACAACGACAGGACCAGAGAGUCCGUCCCAGAGACUAGUUAUACCGACCCCACUGACUUCCUUACGAACCAGCAAAGCUGAAACCAAGAUACUGUCGACUUCAUCGUCAACUUCGCCAGGAGUACGAAUCCCGCCGUCGAGCUCGCCGCCGAUGGUCGGGCCUUUUACUACUGUUCCGCUAUCAUUCUAUCGACCUACUUAUCCUCAGCAUGUUGUUCAACACGGGUAUAACUCCAGUAAGGACGGCAUACCAGUAAAGGGCGCAUCUCCACAUAACGGUGGGGGUGCGCAAAGACCAGUACCUUUCGUUGUUCCGCACCUUCUCCCUCGACCUGUAUUAGUGCCGAUUUCUCACGCAGCUGGACAAAGAUCUGCGAUUCCUUCCCCGUUCCGUUUGCCUGCUACUCCUCCCUUACCCCCUCCGGUAGGGAUCGCAAAAACCAAUACUCCAAUGCUGACGCCCCCACCGACCGCGCCUAUGACCAAUGGUGCUGCAAGUCCUGCAUCUGCAAAUCCUCCUCAGUCGGCUCAAGUACCUAGGGAGGCUAGCGGCGUGGCAGUUCCGACGCCUGUUAGAUCGGUCCUGGAGCAGCCUACGAUAGCAAGUGACGCUGCUGCACUUGACAAGUCUCCUCUUAGCCCUCCUGCGGCAUCUGGAAAGUCUGCCCCGCGAAAAUCGAGUUACGGGCCGGUGGGUCCAGGCGUACUGCAACUUGCACCCGAAUCCUCGACGAAGCAAGAUACGCCAACGGUGCAAAAGGACAUCAUGUCGCCACCACCGACCGCGGGAGUCACAAACAAGGAAAUGUCUGUGCCCUCGGAGUCACUGCCCUCGGAGCACUUGGAGAUGCAUCCGAUUAUUGGGACUGGACAAGAGGCCAUGUCAGCGGAGGCCUAACUGCUCCAGGUCUCGUCGUUUCCGUCAUUUCCGUAUUUAGAUGAAGUUAAGUCUUAAUCAUUAUUCCUUUCCAGUUUUCGGUUCACUUGUUUCCAUCUUACCGUCCUAUAUGCUAUGCUGUACUUUGCAUUAACUUUUCACCACCCGUCUUCUUCAAUUAUGUUUUACAAUACUAUCACUAGUCAUCUAUGCUCUCCUUUUGGACUAAUUUUGUUCCGUGGAUGAAAUUGGCUUGUAACUUACACUACUACAAUCACUUGAUAUUGUACAAUAUUCGUCCUUACAUUCGUAACUAC